This is a messenger RNA of Periconia digitata, 1954 nucleotides long. Lineage: Eukaryota; Fungi; Ascomycota; Dothideomycetes; Pleosporales; Periconiaceae. The record is from the annotation of a GenBank genome assembly.
CCCAGCUAACACAGGCUUCAGCUGCCAACAUGCGAAUAACAUAUUGCGUAUCGACUAGCACUUGUUCUAAUUCGAAUUGACUGGCAGAGCUUUGCAGAUCCGAGAGGCGUGCUGAAGACUGCUUCUCACCCUGGUUCUCAGCUAUGUGUCCAUGGUGCCACCAUCCUUGGCGUCAGCUGAUUCUACCUUUCAGCCUUGUGAACUCGCAUUGUUCUAUUGCCGAUUUCACCGCAAUUUUUUUUUUCUCAAGGCAGCAUGAUUUUAGCCCCCGGUAAAGAUUGGCAACAGCCUCUCAAUAUCUUUGUGAUCUUGGCAUUGGCAGAUUCGAAGUGAUCUGGGAAUAGUGGUUGAUCUUUUCAAGAUACUUGCAAGACGCGUCCAGGCUUUUUGAGUCGAUCCCGAAAUGCAUUGAGUCGAGAAUCACGUAUUUUUAGAGCAGCUGCAUGCAUGUAGGUGUAAGGGUGUCUUGCUCGUAUUGACUUCGAAGUAUGUAAGGCAAUUCUCCCUUUCACGCGCUAACGCUAUAUUCGGCUUAGAGCCGCCCCACUUGUUAACAUCCUUGCCUGAGCUGGCCUCGUCUCCACAACACUUGAUUCUGGACCGUCCAUAAAUCUUCCCUGGUAAUCACUAUAUGCAUCAUUCAUUCUUCCCCUUAGUUAAUCGACGGGCUCACUGUAUCCUCCGCGUUUGCAUUCUGCGACCUGCUCAUCAACGUCGCUAUUCCAACCAGAUGGUCGAUCAGGACCAGUACAUUGUCGGUGUGCCUGCAGAGGACAUAACGCUGUACACUCGAGGAGGAUAUCACCCUACUCACAUCAAUGAUCGGUUCAAGGAAGGAAGAUAUGAGAUUUUGAACAAACUCGGCUUCGGAUCAUUUUCCACGGUCUGGCUCGCCAGAGACCAUCAGAACAACUGUAACGUAUCAAUGAAAGUUGUUGUCGCCGACAGAUCGAAUUCCGAGAAGGCUGAGCUCGGUAUCUUAGAGCAUAUUGAAGCAAAAAGUGAUGGUCAGCACCCUGGUCGCAAGCAUAUAUCGCGGCUUCUAGACUCGUUCUAUCAUGAUGGUCCGAAUGGAAAACAUUUGUGUAUCGUUUCAGAGCUUCUUGGACCCAAGAUCUCUACCGUAGCAGAAAAGUGCACAAACUAUCGCCUGGACAGUAAGCUUGCUCGUCAGGUUAGUCGCCAGCUCCUAUUGGCGGUGGACUAUCUCCAUUCAUGUGGAGUAGCACACGGAGACAUCCACAUGGGAAACAUUCUAUUCCGCCUCUCCGAGACUGAGCGCUCGUCUUUAAAACAGAUCGAAGGACUGGGAGCUCCUAUGACUGGUGAAGUGUCCAGGAAGGAUGGUUCUCCUCUUGAAGAGGGGAUACCAAAGUAUCUUGUGGAGCCAGUAGAGUACAAUAGCAAGCAGCGCACACACAUCGACGAGAUUCAACUUGUAGAUUUCGGCGAAUCAUUCUUUAUCUUGACUCCUCAGAAGUCUCUAUAUACCCCGUUAUCUAUGCAUCCCCCUGAGUUGGUGUUUCGUCACACGCUAAGUAAAGCGGUGGAUUUGUGGAAUCUCGGCUCCACGACCUACGAAUUGGUCACUGGACGCACGCCAUUUGAAGCAGAUUUUGAUGAAUUUGUCUUGAUCCCUCAAUUCCAAAAGGUUUUGGGUGGAGUUCCUGAUGAGUGGAUUCGAAAUGCAAUUAAAGACGGGUUGCUGAAAGAUAGGCCAAACGAUUCCGCAGCUGAAGGUUUCGAAUCUCUUGAAGAGGAAAUCAAACGCUCAUACAUAAAUGGCUAUGAUACUAGUACACUGCAGCUGGGGGAGGAGGACUUCGAUGUAUUCGGACGUUAUCUUCGCAAGUUGUUAGUGGUGGAUCCUAUCCAUAGAGCUACCACACAAGAGCUGCUCCAAGACGCAUGGGUUUCCGAUGUAGAAGAUAUUGGGGCGCCAGGCUCGGAAUGA